AUGGCCACCCCGUCAUCCAAGAAUCCCGGCGCAACGCCCACCCAUCUCACCUCGUCCCCUCGCCCCUCAGGACCCAUGACCCGACCGAUUUCCCAUAAGUCGCCGUCAGCGCGCACUCCGUCCGUUUCGGGCCCCGCACACGGCAACAACCAGCCAGCCGUCUCGCACCAGUACGCCACGCCUCUCGCAGCGACCGCCGGGCCCGAAGACCCCGUCGCGUUCAGCUCCCCGUCGGCUCUUCUCGCGCUCGGUGGUUACAGCGGGAUCAGUCCGUCUCCGGCCGUUCACGACGGGCUGGUAGCGUCGGGGAUGAACGAGAGCGACAUCCAAGCGCUGGGCAUGCAGGGGCUGAAGCUCGGCACGGCGCGAGACAGCGACGAGGAGCGACGACGACAUCUCGACGACGUGGUGCAGCUUCUGCGGACCCGCGUGGCAGGCCGGGGCGUGUGCCGGGAAGGCAUCGAGCGGCUCGGUGAGCUGGAAGGGUUCGAGUCGAUCUGGCAGGAGGAUAAUCUGAACAUUGCGGGGAAUUUCGUGGACCUGGAGAUUGAUUUUCAUCGCGGCCGGAAUACCGUGAAGGAUGUAAGCUUGAAGUAUGCGACGCCGGACGCGCCGGACGGGGAGCGCAGGGAAGAGGCCACGGCGGUUCUGAAGCGCGAUUUGAUCCAGCCGCCGGAGGAGGGGGAGAAGGGGGUCUGGAAGUCGUUAGCGGGGUUUCAUGAGAAUCUGCAGUGGCUGGCCAGACAUGAUCGGUUGAGCCAAGAGGUGAAUUGUUUCGAGGCUAUUGAAGGUUUGCAUCAGAGUUAUAAGCGGGUGUGGGAUGAGGAGGAGGCCCGUGGCAAGUUCUCUGGGGUCUAUGAUCAUCUCUGCCGGGGCUUGGUAGGUCGCCCGUGUCUACAUCAGGAAGGGCGCGUGGGCCUGAAUAUGAAUUACUGGGUGCAGCAGGCCCAGGUUCAGGAUGCGAAGCGCAAGAAGAAGUCUGCUGAUGAGAUGGCGGUUGACCAACCAUCUGCGCAAUCGGAUGAAGAGCCAACGGAUCAGAAUGGCCGGUGGAAUAUCAUCGUCGAGUGCGAAGAGGGGUAUCCUUCCUUGCGCGUGUCGAAGGAGUGGAUAGGUCCCGAGGCCUUGAUCGUGAUGAACAACGGGAACGAUCCGUCGGCCUCAAACGAUGCCUCCGAGUCUGAAACGGUGGUCGUGAACUGGACCGAGCCGCCAGUCACCAUGUCACAAAACCACUCCGAUGCAAUGGCUCUGGAUUCUGGCAUGCUAGGCUCCCAACCCAACCGUCGCUUCGUUGCUCGAUUGGAGCCACCGCUCGAUUUGCCGAUCCUCCCGGCCUCGGAGAUCUACAGACAUCUCGGGAUUCAGAUACCCCAGGAAUUCAAAAUGGUUACCUACGACGGUUUAUUGGCCCCGGGAUGGUCGCCGUUGUCGUCGACAGGCGCGAUGGGUCUCGGCCCUGAGGAAGCGUCUCAGCAAAAUCGCAAGAAGCGCACGGUGUCGGUCCAGUCAGUCGACAUGGAAGGCCGGCCUCGUACCAAGCAACACAGCUACACUUUCCAGCCAUUUGAGCCUACAGGAGGAAGGACGAUACGUGACCUUCCAUUUUCUCAUCCCCGUCAACUUGCUGAUAUUCUUCCGACUCUGCGACAGUACGCAUUUGUAGCGAACACCAUCCGCAAUGUUUUCAAUGCUCCCGCGAAGAACGACUACAACGGGAGAGAACCCCAAACACACAGCCCCGGCCAGCUGAGUGAAUUGAAAUUCUCAGGCCUACCCGGCAAGCUCGGCGGAAAGAAUGGGGUGAUUGUCCUGAGCAACAACGACCCCAACGAGAGCAAACUCGAUUGGUUAUUAAGGGGGUCUAAUCAGACGGCGGGCCUCGUGAACACCAGGGCGAAAGACCCCCAGGCGCCAGCCGACUCCGUGGAAGACGCCUUCACUCCGGAGGAUGAAGUGAAAGUGGACGUGACAUUGCGGACCCAACUCGGACAACCGCCCGUCAUUAUGCUUCUUUUCGCCGUUGACGAUACGAGGCCGGAGGCGCCUAUGUCGCCUAUUGGUCGACCCGUCCUGAGCAAGGUCUCUGUCAGCUUGGAAGUCGGCGUCAACGGGCGCAUCUCGGUCGUGGACAUGGCAGGGUUACUGGACGACGAGACCGGCGACGGCAUGGACACACAGGGAGCCGACGGGACCAAGAGCGAAGCCGCCGAACUGCAAAACAAAAUCGCCCGAGUAUUCGAAGUGUCUCAAGACAUUGGCAUUUUGGUCGAAUGGAUCCUACGAUGGUUACGACAGCGAAAUGGUCGGUGA
Molecule: messenger RNA, 2313 nt
Organism: Aspergillus melleus
Lineage: Eukaryota; Fungi; Ascomycota; Eurotiomycetes; Eurotiales; Aspergillaceae
Product: RNA polymerase II mediator complex middle subunit MED1
Exons: 2
Coding region: 1-2313 (770 amino acids)
Biological process (GO): regulation of transcription by RNA polymerase II
Cellular component (GO): mediator complex
Molecular function (GO): transcription coregulator activity
Source: RefSeq, a predicted model, not a curated record